GUAAGAUUGAAAGAGGCUGAGAGAGUUACAGAAAGAGAGAGAACUGAAAGCCAGUGGAGGGAGUGUGAGGCAGAGAAAUGGGGAGAAUGGUGUGAAAGAGAAAGAGAAAGAGAGAGAGAGGUUGUGGGUAUGAAGAAGAAAUGUAAAAUAGUGAGAAAGGAACAAUUCCACUUUGAAAAAAGGCAGCUUUUCAUGGCACUGCCAGUCUCACCCAGUCCCACAGCAAUGGAAAAGAAACUGAGGAGUUACUACAUGUGAAAAGAUCUCCAGGGCAGCAUGGAGAACCCCCGAGCGGAGAGGAGGAGCAGAGGAGAACACACACACUCAGACCUCCUGCAGGAGGAGCACCAGCAGGACUCCAAGCCUUCAACAAACUGCCGAGACCACCACAGAUGCCUGCAGGAGGAGCGCUGAAACACACAGGAAGCUGAAGUGGGUAAAGCGCGUGGCUGAUGUUCCGGGCCGUGUGCCGGGCCGCGGGUUUGGGCCGUGGAGGUUGUGGGCUGCGGUGGCUCAGGGCGAGAGUGCGGCGCAGGAGUGCCGUACUCUUCCUCCUCCUCUGGCUGGGCUCAUGGCUCUUACUCAGCGGCCUGCUCUUCGUGCACACGACCAUGUUUUCUGACUUCUGCACGGAUGAUAAGAGCAGGAGGAUUCUCCAAAGACUGUGUGAGGAAUACCAGCAAGGUGCAUUAACAGGUGACCUGUGUGAAGACCUUUGCGUGGGCGGCCAUGUGGAAUAUAAGCGCUGCCUCUACUAUGAGAAUGGGAAGAAGGUCAUGGCGGCCAGCUGGCGAGGAGUGCCGGUCGUCCUCAAGUCCAAACUGGAGAAUUUCUCCUCCUAUGAGGCUUUGGCUCUGUUGGAGUACCAGGACACAGCAGGUGAUGUGGGUGCGGAGGAGGAGCUUUCACCCCUGGAUGUGGUAUUUUAUGCAACUUUGCAGAUUAAGAACUUGUUGGGCCUGGAGGCUGGGAGUAACCUGACGCUACCAAGGCUUUGGGGCCAGAAACUAAAAAAAAGGUCCCAGUUGUACUCACGGGCUGAGCUGGCCUCGCUCUGGGCUCUGCUCCAACAGGAGGAAUACGCCUUUCUCCGUGUGAUGCAGGACCUGACGGACCAUGUGGCCAAGGUGCUGGGCUCCUGCGGCCAUUUUUACGCAGUAGAAUAUCUUGCUGCUGGCCACGCAUGGGACCAGAAUAUCUUCUCAUUGGAGGAGUUCUCUCAAAGCCCAAAAAGUAGAGAAGGACAGACACUAACUGAGAUGGACAUGGUUCCUCGAGUUGCCCUGAGCUUCUUGGACAUGGUGGACCACUUUGAGAAUGACUUUUCUCAUCACUUGCACCUUUGUGAUAUCAAACCUGAGAACUUUGCCAUCAGGCAGGACUUGACGGUGGCAGCUAUAGACGUGGACAUGGCUUUUUUCGAGCCGAAAAUGCAGGACAUUCUUGAGCAAAACUGCACCAACGACAACGACUGCAAUUUCUUCGACUGCAUCUCCAAAUGCAACAUAAAGAAAAACAAAUGCGGAUCGAAACGCAAAAACAGCAACCUUCAGGUGAUCUGUGAGAAGAUCUUCCGCUCGUGGUUCUCUCCCACGCUGCUGGGGGAUAAAGCGGGGCGCCCCCUUCAGGUGGAGCUCCAGAAAGCGGUGCAGGAUUGCGCGGAGACAGAAGGAGGAGAAGACGCAGAUCGCUCCCGGGACAUGAGGUUGCGGCUUCAGGGCCUCCUCACGCAGCUCGUCCAGGAGGACUCGGCUAAUCGUCUGAGCCGAAAGCAAGCACGCGCAAAACGGCGCAUCCAUACGGCACUCAAUUUCUGAGCGGUCACUUGAAGACGAUGCUUAGUGGUGAUCGAAUAUUCUGAUUCAACUCAUCUCCAGUUUAUCGUUUAUGUCGUGUAGCCGGUUUACCUUUCGACUGUAGUCACACUGUGCAGUUUUAAAUAUAAACAACUAUGCUAAUAUAGCAGUGUUCGUUUUUAGAGAUCUUAUGAAAUACUGGAUGUACUGUAAAUAACACUUUUGUAUAGGAAAAAAAAACAUAUCUGUAAAUUUGCAAACGUCAAUAAAAUAAGAUUCCACCA
This is a messenger RNA of Hemibagrus wyckioides, 2080 nucleotides long. RefSeq names its product divergent protein kinase domain 1C (gene dipk1c). The record is from RefSeq and is a predicted model, not a curated record. NCBI's taxonomy places the organism in Eukaryota, Metazoa, Chordata, Actinopteri, Siluriformes, Bagridae. The coding region runs from base 453 to 1817 and encodes 454 amino acids. The transcript is spliced from 4 exons.